AAAAAACUCACUAAAUUAAUGGCAGUGACUAGUGAGGGGCAUAUUUGGGAAAUGUCGCGUAGGGGACCAAAAAUGAUUGGAGAGCUCACGUGAGACCCAACACGUCUGGUAAUUAUUAUUAAUUUAUUCCCUCUCUCUUCUACUCUGAAAUGUUGCACGCAUAACAGAUUUUCGCACCGCAUUCUGUCUACAACCAUCUCUUUUUCUCGAGAAAAUAUUCAGCGAAAAGGUCUGCUAUAUCUAUAUAUAAUUAUAUAUAUAUGUAUGCUUUGUUUCUUCUUUUUUUGUUUCCCUUUCGCUCGCAUUCCUCCGAUCGAUGAUGGUUCUUGGUUUCUGAUCUGGAUUUGAUCCACAAAUUUACGUUUGGGCCGGCUCGUACAUUUCACAAUUAAGAUCUCACAGUCAUGGAGGAAAGCUUGUGUGAAUUUGAACCUGCACCAGCCAUUGAAAUGGAGUACUUGGAGGAUUUGGCCAGACAUACACUGCCCAGAAGUUCUUCCAUUUGUUCCCUACUUGAGGCUUUAGAGGCCGUAGAGCACAUCAGAGUGGGUUCUUUCUAUCAGAUCGACCACUCCAAGCUCACCCCUCAAACCCCAGAUCAGCUUAGCUCAAUCCGGGUCGUCAUGGUGAGCGAGAAGACGGAGCUUAAGGUAGCAGUGAGGUACCCAAGCACUUACUCUCUUCGUACGCACUUCAGCGAUGGGAACGCUGGGAAACCGGAGGGGAAGAAGCUCCCUGCCCUGAGCGAGAAAUACACAAUGGGUUCAGACCUGGCUGGAGACCUGCUUUACCGAAGAAUAACACCUCAGGAAAUUGCAGAAAAGCGGAACUCAUGGAGCUUCUGGUUGGUGCCUUCUGCGGUGGCUGAGAAAGACUCAGGCCCAGACUUGAGGACUAGGCUCAGGAAUGCGGUUUCUAAAAACGGUUUGUGCUUCUCUGAGCUCAGACUCGCUGGUAUGGCCCAGUGGGGUAAGCGUAAGCAGGUCCGGUUUCUAGGCAAUAUCAUAGAGCAAAAUGUUGAAACUUUAUCGAGGAAGGCCAAAGAUGAGGAAGAAGAAGGGAGAGGAGAUGAGGAUGAGAUAGAGGAAGUUGAAGGAGAAGGUCUAUUUAAGGUAGAGUCGUCUAAGACAAGGAAGAAUCUUAAGAGAAAGUGCCAUGAUUCAAGCAGAGCUCAAAAACCCAAAACAGCAAAGCAUGAGAAGCAAUGCCAGAUUCAGGUUUGCAAUCAGAGUAAGAGGAAAAAGCUCAAAGAAUCCAUUGAAAGAUGGUCUAUGGAGAGGUAUAAGUUGGCUGAGAAGAACAUGUUGAAGAUUUUGAAGGCCAAAGGAGCUGUCUUUGGGAACCCUAUAUUAAGGCCAGCUCUGAGAACGGAGGCAAGGAAGCUCAUCGGCGAUACUGGUUUAUUAGACCAUUUGCUGAAGCAUAUGGCUGGAAAAGUGGCGCCGGGUGGGGCUGAGCGGUUCCGGCGGCGGCACAAUUCUGAAGGGGCCAUGGAGUAUUGGCUGGAGUGUGCUGAUCUAGUAAAUAUCAGAAAGGAAGCUGGGAUUCAGGACCCUUAUUGGACUCCACCACCUGGAUGGAAGCCUGGAGAUAACCCCUCUCAGGAUCCCAUUUGUGCCAGAGAGCUAAGGGAGCUCAAGGAAGAAAUUGCCAAAAUGAAAAAGGAUAUGCAGGAGCUAGUGACCAAGGAGCCAGAGGACAAUCUAGCUAUUGUCCCUGUCCCAACCUCUUCUGUGACGAGUCUUAAAUGGGAUCUUAAAGGCUCAUUGAUUCCAUUGAAGGAAAUGCAUAUUGAAUUGAUGAAUAGGAAAUCUAAGAUUGAAAAACAGCUGAUGGAAAUUUCACAAUUCUUGAGCAGAAUGGAGGAGCAAAUGGGGAUGCUGAAAUCAACAUUGGAGGAACCAAUCAUGUCUGAAGCAGUGGCGCCACCGCCAUUAUUGAUAGGAUCGCCAAUAACAACAUCCGACAAUGAAAGAGAGAGAAAAGAGUUGGAACAAAAGAACAAAUCAGCAAUCAAAUCAAUUGAAGAGCAAAAGGCCGGGGGUAAGUGGGGGGACAAGAAGGCAGCAGUGACAGCAACAGAGGACAAGGCAGCAAAGAUAGAAAGGCUAAAGAGCGGGUUCAGGAUUUGCAAGCCACAGGGUACCUUCCUGUGGCCAAACAUGGCCAUGUCCCCUCAGUCGUCUGUGGUCAACCUUGAAGACUUCCUAGCUGUCCGAACCCCACCCUCAGCCUCUUCCGCGACCUCAGCAACCCACUUCCUCCAGCUUCCAUGGAACCCCCACCCAGCUUCACCUAUCAAACCAUUGGCUGAGAAGCUCCCUGUCAGCAAUGUCGGCAUUCUUGACAGUGUCACUAAACCCGCCCCAUCUCCUCCUCCUCCACCUGAGACCCCCGAAACCACUUUCAAGAGCUGUGUCAUCAACCUCAAUGAGCCCCCUCAGAUCCAACACAGUGACACUGGCUUCUGUGGGACAAUCACCUACCAAAGACGGCACCAUAACUUGACGUCCGAUGCUUCAAUGCCACGUUUGGUAAUGGGUAAGAAUGAAGACGAGGGAACAGAAGCAAAGGAUAUGACGAGCAAUUGUGAUGAGCAGCAGCAAACCCCUUGUGGUUGCUCCUCUUCCACCUCCAACUCCUCGUGGUUGGCUAUGGCUACUUCCAACCCGUCUUAUUUGGAAAAGUCCAAUCGGGGUUGAUUGGUUUUAAUUUGCCUAAUCACAUCAUUUAUAUAUAGUGAAGUUUAAUAAAUUGAUACAAGUCGAUCUUCCUAGGGAAUAUAACAAUAUACUAUAAUUACAGUACUUGUGGACAGUAUAUCAAACUUGCAAUAGGGGAAUAGGGGAGAAUUAAAUAUUGGGUGUGCGGGUUCUGGAAAGAGAAAUUGACACACUCGUACGUAUAUGUCUCUUUUGGAAGAAGGAAAGGUUUAAAAAGACAAAGUUAUAGCUACGUACGUGUA
Molecule: messenger RNA, 2965 nt
Organism: Alnus glutinosa
Lineage: Eukaryota; Viridiplantae; Streptophyta; Magnoliopsida; Fagales; Betulaceae
Product: protein DYAD
Exons: 10
Coding region: 405-2702 (765 amino acids)
Biological process (GO): meiotic sister chromatid cohesion; meiotic cell cycle; reciprocal meiotic recombination
Source: RefSeq, a predicted model, not a curated record